Adineta steineri is the source of this 267-nucleotide messenger RNA. The record is from the annotation of a GenBank genome assembly. NCBI's taxonomy places the organism in Eukaryota, Metazoa, Rotifera, Eurotatoria, Adinetida, Adinetidae.
AUGUUAGCUGGUAUUAUAAAACAACAUAACGAAUUACAAACAAAACGUGAAACUAUAAAACGUUAUGAACAAGAAUUACAAUCAAUGAAGUGUUUACUCGAAAUAACAUUAAAAGAAAAACAAAUACAAAAUGAUCAAUUACAGUAUGAAAGACAAUAUGGUAAUAUGCAACAAAAUGAUAAUCGAUUUAUUCAAAUGAAUAAACUAGCAGAUAAUGAAAUAACAGAAGAUGUUAUAUCUCGUCGACUAACAUCAACACCAACAUAA